Molecule: messenger RNA, 639 nt
Organism: Periconia digitata
Lineage: Eukaryota; Fungi; Ascomycota; Dothideomycetes; Pleosporales; Periconiaceae
Source: the annotation of a GenBank genome assembly
AUGCUGCGUGCCCUGCCGCGCAUUUCUCUUACCACACCGAAAUUGCCCGCAGCCACCGCCUGGCCCAUCUUCUCCACCGCACCCUGCCGUCGACGCGCAUCCGCAUCCAGCAAGAAGACGAGGAGCGGGCACGGCAGCGGCAGCGGCAGCAGCAGCAACAGCAACAGCGACGACGACCAGCUUGAGGCUGCGCGGACUUGGCUUGGCCAGCUGCACGCCGAGACGAUUCCCAGGUCCAUCGGCGAAUUGACCUUCAGCAGGUCGUCGGGCCCUGGCGGCCAGAAUGUCAACAAAGUCAAUUCCAAAGCUACCCUCAAGCUCCCUCUGGACGCUCUGCUCCACCACAUCCCCUCCCCGCUGCAUGCCCACAUCCGCGCCUCUCGCUAUGUGACCCUCAAAUCCAAUGCCUUCGUCAUCCACGCCGACGACAGCCGCAAGCAGUCGGACAAUGCCCACAGCUGCUACAAGAGGUUGUUGGAAGAGGUCCGCGACGCGGGCCGCAACGCUAUCCCCGGCCAAACAUCGGCCGCCCAAGCCCAGCGCGUCAAGCACCUCCAGAAAUCCGACAACGAGCGACGUCUCAAGUCCAAAAAGCACCACAGCGCAAAAAAGUCCUCUAGGAGAGGUAGUACAGAGUAG